Messenger RNA from Beta vulgaris subsp. vulgaris (sugar beet), 1842 nucleotides. RefSeq lists its product as uncharacterized. The coding region runs from base 108 to 1475 and encodes 455 amino acids. NCBI's taxonomy places the organism in Eukaryota, Viridiplantae, Streptophyta, Magnoliopsida, Caryophyllales, Amaranthaceae. The record is from RefSeq and is a predicted model, not a curated record. The transcript has a single exon.
CAUUAUUUUAUGCUAUAUAACUCAAGGAUCCUUCUUCACAAUUUUCUCACACCAAACCCAAACACAAUAUUGUUCACCAUUUUCUCACACCAAACUUAAACACAAGAAUGAACCCCUUCAAUUUCUCUCGUUCAAGUUCCUCUAGUUCCUCUAGUUCUGAUGAAAGAAGAUCAUCACGAGCAAUAAUUGAUCAAGAAAUAGAUGAUUUCUUGACCAAUAUUGUUCACCCACUUGCUCCAACUCUUAUAUCAAAUGUAACUCCAACACCAAGGAAUAGAAGAGCAAAAGUGACUGAUGAUAAUGAAGCAGGUCAUUCACGUCCUAAUCGAGGCAGGGUGGAAGGUCAUAGAAGAUUGUUCAAUGAUUACUUUGCUGAUCAACCAGUCUAUCCAGCUCGUUUAUUUCGUCGAAGAUUUCGAAUGCAGCGACAUGUCUUUGUUCGGAUUAUGGAUAAUGUCAUUGCAAGUGAUGAAUGGUUCACUCAAAAAAGAGAUGCUACGGGUCAGUUAGGUUUAUCGCCCCUACAAAAGUGUACAGCGGCUAUUCGAAUGCUUGCCUACGGGGUAGCGGCGGAUUCGCUUGACGAGUAUGUGCGAAUUAGUGAAAGUACAACUCGAAUAGCAUUGAUGAAAUUUACGAAGGGGGUCAUCAAGAAAUUUGGUGCGGAGUACUUGAGACGGCCUACUCCAGACGAUUUGGCUAGACUACUCAGAUUCGGUGAAGAUCGUGGAUUUCCGGGCAUGGUUGGUAGCAUAGAUUGUAUGCAUUGGGAAUGGAAAAAUUGUCCGACUGCAUGGAAAGAACAAUUUCAAGGAAGAGGUGGUGUUGCUACUUUAGUUCUUGAAGCUGUUGCUGAUCGUGACUUAUGGAUAUGGCAUUCUUUCUUCGGGAUCCCAGGUUCGUGCAAUGACCUAAAUGUUCUUCACCGAUCUCCUGUGUUUAGGGAUGUUUUAGAAGGUCGAGCACCCCCCGUGCAGUUUACGGUGAAUGGUAAUCAAUAUGAUAAGGGUUAUUAUCUCACUGAUUGUAUAUAUCCGAAUUGGGCAACAUUCAUUCAAUCAGUUACAUGUCCUCAUACUCUCAAGGACAAGUUAUUUGCUCAACACCAAGAAGGAGCUCGAAAAGAUGUAGAGAGAGCAUUUGGGGUGCUGCAAUCUCGGUUUGCUAUUGUUCGUAAACCAUCCCUCGCAUGGGAUGAGGAAAUUCUCAAUGACAUCAUGUUGUCUUGCAUUAUCAUGCACAACAUGAUUGUGGAAGAUGAACGAGAUACAUAUGCACACUACGCAGAUACUACCGUAUUCAAUACCAACACAAGUAAUAAUGGGGACGAAUUUGAAUAUUAUCAUGAUCGGAUCGUAGAUAUCAACCAGUACAUGGCCAAUCGAGAUGCAAUUGAAGAUCAACAUGUGCAUCAUUCCUUGAAACGUGAUUUGGUUGCUAAUAUAUGGCAGAAAUUUGGUGGGAAUUCUAAUUAAGAGCAUUUUAUGUAUUUCUUUCUUAAUUAAGUUUUAUGUUUUUCGUUUUUAGUUAAGUUUUACGUACUUUUUUUCUUAAUUAAGUUUGUAAUUGUCGCACCAAUGUAGCAUUUUAUGUAUUUCGUUCUUAAAAUUAUAUUACAAAUGCUAAUUGUGUCUCAUAUCAUUAAAAACGCUAACUAAUUUCGUAUUUAAUUACUUAAUGAAAACGCUAACUACAUAUGCUACGUAUUAAUAAAAGCUAAUUAUGCAGAUAACUUAAUUAUUAAAAUGAUAAUUAUAAUUUUAAAUUUAUUAAUUAUUUUAAUUAAUAAUAAAUUAUUUUAAAUUUAUUAAUUAAAUUAAUUAAUAAUGAAACGCUAACUAA